This is a messenger RNA of Aplysia californica (California sea hare), 1848 nucleotides long. RefSeq names its product tRNA-uridine aminocarboxypropyltransferase 1. The record is from RefSeq and is a predicted model, not a curated record. Gene Ontology annotation, biological process: tRNA modification. Gene Ontology annotation, cellular component: nucleus. Gene Ontology annotation, molecular function: tRNA-uridine aminocarboxypropyltransferase activity. Bases 192 to 1259 code for a protein of 355 amino acids. NCBI's taxonomy places the organism in Eukaryota, Metazoa, Mollusca, Gastropoda, Aplysiida, Aplysiidae. The transcript has 6 exons.
ACAUAAACCCGGCUCCUGCAGGAUGAGGGUUAAUAGACAUGGUAGCAUUUAUAUCUUUCUUCUUCUCCAAACACGUCCCAUUCCCAACCCUGAUCCCAGGCUUAAAAAUUUCACAACUGACAUGUUUCAUGACCUCACUAAAGUGAGACUUUAAAAAAUCUUCAAAAUUGCGAUGGUUCUCUUCUUUUUACAUGAUAAUGGAGGAGCAUCCAUUUCCUGGUGCCAAGAUAGCUGACUCAAGCUUUUUAGAUGCCUCUUCAGAGAGGAGCCAGUGCUCUAAGUGUCUUAAGUCUCGGAAGUAUUACUGUUACAACUGCUUCAUUGCUCUCCCAAAUAUUGCAUCACGACUCCCUCAUGUCAAGCUUCCAAUCCAUGUGGACAUUAUCAAGCAUCCCAGUGAAAUUGAUGGGAAAAGCACCUCUCCUCAUGCUGCUGUCCUGGCUCCUGAUGAAGUAACCAUCCAUACCUACCCAUGUAUUCCUCAUUAUGAUUCAGACAAGGUUCUCCUGAUAUUUCCGUGUGCAGAGUCACUCACUCUGGCACAGAUUGCAAGCACAGCAAAGGAAAAGAGUAAUCGUGUGAAAUCAGCUCAGGAGUGUUCUGACAGAAGUGCAGUAGACACAGACAAAACCCAGUGUUCCGAAGUUGUUAGCUCUGACAGUGUGACUGUACCCCAUGAGAGUACAAAUAAACAACAAUGUUUUGGUGAUCAGAAUGAAAAUCUCAGUGUAUCAAAUUCUUUCUCUGGAGAAGAUACUGGAAAAACACUGAAGGUUUCUGACCCAGGAAUAAAGUUUUCUUCUAAAAGACCUUGUGAUAAAGUGGAUGCGGCUUCUGGGGCAGACGAUGAUGAUGAUGAUGAUGAUGAUGGGCCAUCGCCAUCAAAGAGGUUGAAGGAGACACCUUCUUUGCCUUUCAACAGAGUAGUUUUCAUCGAUUCCACAUGGAACCAGACAAGGAACAUUGUGCAUGAUGAAAGGCUGAAAAUUUCCCUUGCCACAGGUUUACCGAAGGUGGAAUUGCACUCUCGAAACACUCACUUUUGGAGAUGGCAGGAAGGAACACCCAAGACUUAUUUGUCGACAAUAGAGGCCAUUUAUUAUUUCAUGAGAGAUGUUCAUGAAAUGUUUAUCAGUAAGGAAUACAACAAUGAAUAUGAUAAUUUACUUUUUUUCUUUUGUCAUUUGUACAGCAAAAUUCGUAAAACUUCUAAAGGCGGGAAAGGAAUAAAAGCUUAUGAAAGAAAUGGAACUAAAUGAUUCUUUCAUGCUGUCCUGGACCCAAGAUUUUAUUUUUGUCUUUGUGUCUUGUUUACUCAAAUGAUUAAUUAUCUGGCCCCCCAGGAAAUCGCGGUCUUGUGGCCGCGUUUUUCGUUGAGUUCCGAAAUAAACCCGCAAUUUCUUGCAAUUUUAGGCAAAAAUACAUCAACGCUUUAAUUUUAACAGAAUUUUUAAUACGAAAUGGUGCGAGUAAAGAACCGAUAGGCCUACGUAUGGUAUGGCGUACUCUAAAAGCUAUAACGGGAACUUCAGGCCGGAAUUAAUUAUACAACACAAACUGAGACCAAAGAUACUACAUCUAUAGAUCUAAUGUGUGUAAGCGUGUGCGUGUGUGUGGUGUGCAUGUGUGUGCUCGUGUAAGGUGUUCGUGUGUGUGUGUGUCUGUGUGUGUGUGCGUGUGCGCGCGGCCGCGCGUGCGUGUGAAUAUUGUACGUAAUCGUACAUGAUGCUUGUGUCUACAUACACGACGGUAAUCGGGCACCUAGUCUCAGUAUCUACGUACACGGUAACCGGAAUGAAAAUAAAUCAAUAUUUGUCCUGUGCUGUCACUUGUUGUAAAAAAAAGAAA